AUGACAGAGGUGCCGCUUUCCUUUAUUCUCCAGCACAAUUACAUUUUCAUCUUUGACUCCACUCAAAUUUACAUCCGUCACUUGAUGGGAAGUGGCAACUCAAUUCUUCUUGCAAAGACUCAAGCACGACUCUCUGCUCACUCCGUCCCACUCGCCCGCCUGUCCAAUGGUAUGCAGGGCAUUAUUCCUUAGAUCUCGAGACACCCGUUUGAUUUUCUUUACGGCAGUAUCCGAUCUUUCAGGAACACGUCUUACUUUGCCUUGCCUUUUUUGCCUGCCGACCUACCUUGAGUAGGUAGCUACCUACUCUACCUACCUACCUCACAUACCUACGCUACCUGACUUGAUCUUACCCACCCAAAAUCACCUAACACCCACGGAUACCAUUCUUCCCUGGUGUGGAUGCAAUCAAGUGACCUGACGUCUCUUCCGGAAAACGCAGAGGGACUAGCACUGAGUAAAAAUAGCGGUACGUUCUCAGGCUCCCCUGCUGCCUACCAGAAAGUCACGAUGACUUUUUUUUGCAGCUAGUCUGGCCUGCAAGCAACCUGGUGCACGUAGCCCAGCUCUCAAUUUAAACCCCACACAUGCUCCAAACUGCCAAACUUACUACCGCGACUCACGCGACCUCCCUUCCCUCAAAGAAAAGCCCCUUUGGUCCCCUGGAACUGCUUAAUUCUUUGCCGAACGCACCGUUCCUGACAGACGGUUUCCGGGAUUUCAGAACAACGAUAAAACAACAUCCAUUCACUAAAUGGCCAACAACUCACCGGAUCACCACUGGAAACUAGGAACCGACAUCAAGGCGCACAUAUAGCAAGGGCGGAAAGUUGAGCUCCUUUACGACGAACAGCGAGAGCAAGCUCAUUUUCUGGACACCCCAAAACACGACUCAACCGGCAAACCUCCAAGUGCACACAAAAUUUCGGAGAGGAAUAGAGAUAUUUCACCGUUAUGGCUCCCUCAAGAAAUGGAGUUGGCGUUCGCGCUGAGGACACCAGGCUUUGCGUGGUGAUGGUGGGCCUUCCAGCCAGAGGAAAGUCGUACAUAGCACAAAAAGGUGAGGUUCUCUUGUCUAUUGUUUUUUUUUUUUGUCUUUGCUUUUUCUGCUUCUUCCCUAACCCCCCCUCCCACCACAUCUUACUAUUUUUUUUUUUCCCUCUUGCUUUUUCUCCUUGACUGGUUAAACCGAAUUUUCCACCUCUCUCAAUUCAAUUUAUUUUUCUUCGUCUGCCCUUCCGCACGCCCGAAUCUCGUUUUUUCGGGUGUCCCGUGCCCCCCCUUUUUUUCGCUGUCCCGGACUAACCCGAAGGCCUCCUAAUGUGGGUCCCACCGCCAUAUGAUCGCCAGCUCAACGAUAUCUUCGCUGGCUCUCUAUCGAGGCAAAGACGUUUAACGUCGGUAAUUACAGGCGCAAAGAUGCUGCUCACCCUCCGGCCGACUUCUUCGACACGCAAAAUGAGGAUGGUGAGAAGAAGCGCCGGGCGGCCGCUGAGGCCGCCAUCAACGACAUGUUGAGUUGGUUCCGUAGUGGUGGCAUCGUCGGUAUCCUCGAUGCCACAAACAGCACCAAGGAUCGUCGCAAGUGGGUUCGUGAGUUGAUAGAGGCCGAGGGUAUUGAGGUCAUGUUUGUCGAAAGCAAGUGUGAUGAUGAGAACCUCAUCUUGGCCAACAUUCGGGACGUCAAGACGACAAGUCCCGACUACCUGGGAAUCGACGCCGAUCAGGCCGCUACCGACUUCCAAAAACGCAUUGAAAACUACAAAAAGGUGUACAAGACCAUCGACGAAGACCAAGACGAGGAAGACUUGACAUAUCUCAAGAUCAUGGACGUCGGAAAGCAGGUCAUCAUUAACCGCAUCCAGGACUACCUCGAAAGUCGGGUUGUUUAUUUCCUCAUGAACCUUCACAUUCGGCCGCGGUCUAUCUGGUUAUCACGUGUAAGUUGCCAGUACUACUCGUCCACGCUACUUGUAUCUCCUCGUGCUGCUCUUCGCCUGACACGCGACCUACCGAUCUAUACCUGCCGUUACUAUUUCGGUGUUCGGUAUCCGGCAUCAAUUGGAAACAACAUAUCACGUGACUGACCAAUCUUCUUCUAGCAUGGCGAGUCUAUGUACAAUCUCGAUGGUCGCAUCGGAGGUGACUCGGAGCUGUCUCCUCGAGGUGAGGAAUACGCCAAAGCCUUGCCAGACCUAGUGAGGCAGUCUGUCGGGGUAUGUAUCAUAUUCAACUCCAGGUGAAGUUGAAAACGUUUCAGCUUGGACCUGACUGACAAACAUGUUAGAAUGACCGUCCCUUAACGGUCUGGACAUCAACUCUCCGCCGCACCAUCGCCACAGCCCGCCACCUACCUCCACACUAUAACCAGCUCCAGUGGAAGGCACUCGAUGAGCUUGACGCCGGCGUGUGCGAUGGCAUGACCUACCAGGAAAUCAAGAACGUUUACCCCGCUGAUUUCCAGGCUCGCGACGAGGACAAGUACAACUAUCGUUACCGCGGUGGAGAAUCGUACCGGGACGUGGUCAUUCGAUUGGAGCCCAUCAUCAUGGAGCUGGAGCGGUCCGAGGACAUCCUCAUUGUCACCCACCAGGCCGUUCUCAGGUGUAUCUACGCCUACUUUACCGAGAAGGACCAGAGCGCCAGCCCUUGGAUGCACGUCCCACUGCACACCUUGAUCAAGCUGACGCCCCGCGCGUACGGAACUCAGGUCGAGAGGAUGAGUGCCGGCAUCGAGGCCGUCAGCACCUGGAGGGGCAAGGGCAGCACUGCCAAGCAUGAGGACCCAGUACCCGAAGCUAUGAACUAGCGGGAACUUUUUUUUUCAUUUUGAUUGGCGACGAAGAAAAACCCAAGGCAGAUGUGUUGCCUGGUAGCUGAUUUGUUUUACUCUCAUUUUAUCCCAUUCUCACCUACCCUGCUCAGCCCUUUGAUGGCCGUGCGUAGGGACUGCUUUUGUGUACGCUCUGCUUUUAUUAAAACUUACAAAUCAGCGCUAUUCUGGGCAACCGCCGUGUCGUCACCAAGGGGUUUGUGGGACUAAAAGGAACAAACGAAUUAGGGAUUGGGAAUCGGUAUCUUAAAAGAGGAUUUUUUCUGCAUUGGUAUGGAUUAACAGGCAUUAGGUACAUGCCAGCAAUGAGCGACCCCAGGAACAAAAUAUUAUGUGAUAUUCAUAGCCGCAUCUGGGCUCCAGUCGGACAUAUGGAGCCACAAAAACUUCCUCAUCUGAAAUAGGAUCAUUUACAGCGAGUGCGCAU
This is a messenger RNA of Pyricularia grisea, 3260 nucleotides long. RefSeq lists its product as uncharacterized. NCBI's taxonomy places the organism in Eukaryota, Fungi, Ascomycota, Sordariomycetes, Magnaporthales, Pyriculariaceae. Bases 1 to 192 code for a protein of 63 amino acids. The record is from RefSeq and is a predicted model, not a curated record. The transcript has 3 exons.